Messenger RNA from Penicillium atrosanguineum, 4644 nucleotides. RefSeq names its product putative eukaryotic translation initiation factor subunit eIF-4F. Bases 1 to 4644 code for a protein of 1547 amino acids. Gene Ontology annotation, cellular component: eukaryotic translation initiation factor 4F complex. Gene Ontology annotation, molecular function: protein binding; translation initiation factor activity; mRNA binding. The record is from RefSeq and is a predicted model, not a curated record. NCBI's taxonomy places the organism in Eukaryota, Fungi, Ascomycota, Eurotiomycetes, Eurotiales, Aspergillaceae. The transcript has 6 exons.
AUGACAUCGAACCCUCCUCAGUCGGGCGUUCAAAAAGGACAGAGCACCGCUACUACCUCCCCUUCGCCCGCCUCCAACACCCCCCUGGCCGCGACUGCUUCGGCGCCGUCCAGGUCCUACGCCAACGCCACGAAGAAGUCCGCGACGGACUCGAUCGCCGCUCCCGUCACCGUGGGUGGCUCGGCGCAACAUGGGAAGUCGACUUCCGUGUCUCCUGUGAACGGCAAACCCAUGCAAAACCAACAGACCCAGCAGGCAGCUUCGGGUGUCACCAUCGUGAAUGGCGCCCCGACUGCUCCUGCUGCUUCCCAGGGCGACCACUCGCGCAAGCCCUCCGUGACUAUCACUUCGGCUGGCACCUCGGGCUACAUCCCUAACGGCGGUCCCGCCAGUCGUCCCAACAGCCUUCAGUUCGGGUUCGCCAACCAACAGAGCUCGCCCAACAUGGGAAACCCUGCGCUUGCCUCCAGUCAGUCGCAAUCCGGCCUGAAUGCUCCGUCUGCGAACCCGCGUGUCACUUCGCCUCAGACUUCUCCCUCCCCGAUCCCACAGCCCGCCUCCAGCGGUGGCCGCCCCCCCUCCCUCGACCUAUCAGGCAGGAAAUCCCUGUCCCCUGUUCCUCUUGCUGUGAAUACUUUUUUUCGUCGAAACAUUGGGUGUGCGCGUGGUGGCGUCUCGCGCGAGUAUGUGCGGGACGCGACCGCGCCAAAGCUUGCCCCAGGACCCCCACGUUUUAACUCGUCGCUCACACUGUUUCUUUCAACUCCACAGGCUCCUCUCGGUCCCGGUCCUCAGCACCUUCGUCGCGAAUCUUCCCAGUCGACCCACAGCGAUAUGAGCAACCAUAUGGGCUCUGGCCCUGGACGUGGUGGCUACCCUCACCAGGGCGGCCGUGGUCGUGGAUAUUCUCAGUCUAACUACCAGGGACAGCCCUACUCGCCCGGCCCUACCUUCCGCCCUACUCCCAACCAGCCUCGCGGUGGUCACAACAUGGGCCCUCAGUUCCACGGCCCGAACCAGGGUCGCCCGAUGGGCUUCCCCAACUCGCCGCACCAGGCAAACCGCAGUCCCGCGCUCGCCAAUGCGCAUCCCAACCCCACUACCCCCCAGAUGAACGCUGUUCCCAUGCACAUGCCGCCCCAGGGCUACGGCUAUAACCCGAACAUGGGUCCCCAAAUGGUAACUACACCCUCUCAUCCUUUUUCUCAGCGCGGGCGUCGCAAUUUCAACAGAGGCCGCCGAAACACCUCGAUCCCUUAUGGAUUUGAUACCCGAAAUGGUGCCGGUAAUGGCACGGGCUACCCCCCAGUGAUGCCCCAACCUACCCCCCAAACUAUACCCCCAGGCUACCCUCCUUACGAUCCUACCUACGGUUACGGAUACCCUACCGGCUACAUGGCUCCCCAGGGACAGUAUAUGGCUCCUCCCUCGCCUCAACCCCGUGCCGGUCUGCCGUACAACCCCCAGGCCGCCGGAUUCAUGCAGGGCCAGUAUCCCGUUCAGCCACCGCCGCAGUCGACUCCUCUCUCGCGCACGCCCUCUCAGAUGUCUACUGACCGUCCUGGGUCAAGCCUUGGUCAACCCGCUCCGGGUACCCCAGGUGCUACUCACGCUCACACCGGUAGCAGAACUUCUAACAGCCCUGCGCCGAACAAGCCCAACUUCAUCAUUCCCGCGAAAAAGAGCGCCAUUGUCAUCAAGGAUCCCAGCGGUGCUGUCAAGACUUUCGAGAAGACCCCCGCCUCCCCGGCUCGCGCCACACCCUCUCCUGUUAAGAUCUCCACGCCUCCCACAUCGACGCCGCCUCCCCGAACCGCUAGCGCCGCUGAUCACUCUCGCACCGAGAGUAAGGUCGCUAGCAGCAAGACCGACGAGGAGAAGAAACAGGAGUUGAAGGACGCUGUUCGCCAGAAGAUCCAGGAGGAUGAGGCUGCCCAGAAGCGCCAGGCUGAGGAAGCUGCUCGCAAGAGCGCCGAGGAUACCAAGGCUGCUGAGCCCAAGAAGGAUGAUGCCGCUGAGUCUGCUCGUGCUGCUAUGGAGGACUUGAGCCUGAAGGAGAAGGCUGCCCCUGUUGAACGGGCCGCCCCUGCUGAGAAGGCCAUUCCUGCUGAGAAGGCUGCCCCGGUUGCGAAGGCUGUCCCCGCUGAGAAGGCUGCACCUGCUGAGCAGCCCAAGAAGGCCGCUGCUCCCCCUCCUCCCGCCGAUGAGGAAGAGAUCGACUUCGAUGCUAUUGAGCGUGAGAUGGCCGAGAUUGAGGCCAAGGAGCGUGCUGCGGAGGAAGACUACAACCGCAAGAAGCAGGAGAAGAAGGAGGCUGCCGAGCGCAAGGAGCGCGAAGACCGCGAGAACUAUGAGGCGAACAUGAAGAAGGCCGAGCGGGAGGCUGAGGAGCGUGAGCUCGCCCGCGAGGCAGCUCGUGCCAAGGGCGAGACCGUCAACGAUGAGUCCAAGGAUCUCUUUGCAUCUCUGAAGACGGGCGGCUUCGGUGCCACCGAGAGCUCUACCCCCGGCGACAGUGGUGCUGCCACUCCUGUUUCAUCUGACAUGUCUAUGGGUCCCCCGGCUAAGCCCGCCAGUGCCACUGGCAAGAAGCCUGUUGGUCUGAAGCUCGACACCCCCAAGCCCACCGAGCCCCUUCAGCCCAGUGCUGCCAUGAAGUCUCUUCAGAACGCCAAGUAUCUGGAAGACCUCAGCAAGGUCACAUACCCCUCCGCCUUUACCCCCCCGGACGCUGCUUUGAACGCCUCUUCUCCCGUCGGCCGUAAGUUCCACUACGACCGUGACUUCUUGCUUCAGUUCCAGGCUAUCUUCAAGGAUAAAAUCUCCGUUGACUGGGAUUCUCGUGUCCGUGAGACUGUUGGUGACAGUGACUCCUCUGCUCGCCCCCAAUCUGCUCGCACCCCCAGCAUGGGUGGCCGCUCCAACUCCCGUAGCGCCAUGGGAACCUUCCCCGGCUCGAUGGGUCAGUUUGGCCAGCCCGGAAACCGCCACAGCAUGCCUCCCGUCAACUCCGGCAUGGGUCGUGGUGGCUUCCCCGGUAGCUUCCCCGGUGGCCCUGGCAUGCGUGGCAUGGGUACUCCCUCCAUAAGCCGCAGUGCCUCUGGCGUGGGUGGCCCCAUGUCUCCCCGGAAUGUCUCCAGCAAGGGCCGCAAUGCCUCCAAGGCCAAGCACGGUGACAAGAAGGAGCAUGAGCACAACAAGUCCAUGCCUCUCACUGCUGGUAUGGAUCUGAAGGCUCUCGAGAUCUCCACCACUGGUUGGAAGCCCCGCAGCAUCGGUCAAGCUUCCGCUGCCGGCCCUGCUCCUGGUGGCGAAGGCUACCUCGCUCCUGAUGUCGUGCAGCGUAAGGUCAAGUCUCAUUUGAACAAGAUGACACCUGAGAAGUUCGACCGUAUUGCCGAUCAGAUUCUCGAGAUCGUUUCUCAAUCAAAGGACGAGUCCGAUGGCCGCACCCUCCGCCAAUGCAUCCAGUUGGUGUUCGAGAAGGCUACCGAUGAAGCCCACUGGGCGCCUAUGUAUGCCAAGUUCUGCAAGCGUAUGCUUGAGAGCAUGAGUUUGGACAUCAAGGAUGAGAACAUCCGCGACAAGAAUGGAAACGUUGUUGCUGGUGGCAAUCUCUUCCGCAAGUACCUGCUCAACCGUUGUCAGGAGGAGUUCGAGCGCGGUUGGAAGCUCAACCUGCCCGAGAAGCCUGAGGGUGUUACUGAGGAGAUCGCCAUGCUGUCCGACGAGUACUACGUUGCUGCUGCUGCUAAGCGUCGUGGCCUUGGUCUCGUCAAGUUCAUUGGUGAGCUUUACAAGCUGGGCAUGUUGACUGAGCGUAUCAUGCACGAGUGUGUUAAGAAGCUGGUUGACUAUGAGGGUAUGCCCGAUGAGGCAGAGGUUGAGUCUUUGACCUCUCUUCUGCGCACCAUCGGUUCCUCUCUAGAUGCUUCCGAGCGUGGCCACGCUAUGAUGGAUGCUUACUUCGCCCGUAUUAACCUUAUGGUUGAAACACCUAAUCUUCCUAGCCGUCUGCGUUUCAUGCUUUUGGAUGUCAUUGAUCUUCGUGCCAAGCGCUGGGCUUCUAAGGAUGCCGACAAGGGUCCCAAGACCAUUACACAAAUUCGCGAGGAGGCCGCUCGCGCCCAGCAAGAGGCUGAGGCGGAGCGCCAGCGCCAGCAAGCUAACCGCGGCGGCGGUGGCCGUCCCCAGAUGGGACGUGGUGAUGCUCGCGGAUUCAGCUAUGGAGGCCACCAGGCACCCCCGCCCGACUACGCCUCCAGCAAGGUUGGUAGUGACGACCUUCGCCGUCUCCGCGCUACCCGCAGCAACACCAACCAGAGCACUCCCUUCGGCUCCAGCCUCCUCGGCUCGCGCAGCAGCAGUGGCCGCAAGAACCUGGGUCCCGGCGGCAGCCUAGUCCGCGGCAGCGACGAUAGUGCCGCCAGCAGCCGCAGUGGCACUCCCGCUGGCAAGAAGGAGGACAAGGAUGCCUCCUCUUCUAUGAACGCUUUCAGCGCCCUUGCUGCACUGGAAGACCGCGAUAACAUGGCCACCUCCCCGCCUUCAAACCCUACCUCCCCGGCUCUUACCAAGUCGCAGCCCGCCACUGAGCGUCGGCCCUCAAAAACCCCGUCGAAGGAUGACGAGAACGCAGCAUAG